AUGGCCUCGCUCACCCCCCGCCGCGAGGCCUCGAGCAGCAGCGAAAAAUCCCAAACCAUCGCCCUCAUAGGCAGCGGCACCAUCGGCCUCUCCUUCGCCGCCCUGCACCUCGAGAAGAACCCCACCGCCACCGUCACCAUCUUCGACACCCGCCCGGAUUUGUACGAGUACAUCACCACCCACCUGCCCUCCUACCUGCUCGACGCCCACACCUCCGCCAGCUGGCAGGACCGGCUCACGCUCGCGCCCACGCUGCAGAAAGCCGUCGAGUACGCGGACAUUGUGCAGGAGCAGGGGCCGGAGAAGCUGGCGUUUAAGAAAGGCGUGUGGCCUGAGAUUGAGAAGCACGCGCGGGGCGAUGCGUUGUUCUGGUCGUCGACGUCUGGCAUCCCUGCCAGCGAGCAGAAUGUCGAUAUGAAGGACAAGAGCCGCUUGCUUGUCGUGCAUCCCUACAAUCCCCCGCACAUCAUGACACUGCUCGAGGUCGUGCCGAGCGCGCAGACGACGCAGGCGAGUAUUAACAAGACGCUAAAGUAUUGGAGAUCACUCGGACGCACGCCGGUGGUGAUCAAGAAGGAGUGCACGGGUUUCGUAGCGAAUCGCCUGGCUUUUGCGUUGUUUCGCGAAGCCAGCUCGCUCGUUGCGCAGGGGGUGGUCGAUGUGAAAGAUCUGGAUGCCAUUGUCACGUCAUCCAUGGGCCCAAGAUGGAGCAUCGCCGGCCCCUUCAAGGCAUAUCACGCCGGAGGCGGGGAGGGAGGCUUGGAAGCACUGAUGGACAAGAUUGGCGAUACAAUUCAGGAUGUCUGGGAGGCCAGUGCAAAGGACAUCGAGAAGGAGAAGAUUAACGUCGGCGAGGAGUGGCAGGCGAUGGUCUGCAAGCAGACCGAGGAAGAAUAUGGAAACAUUGACACCAAGGAGCGCGACUUCAAGACGAGAAAGGUGUUGCAGGCUGUGCAGGAUAAGGUGAAAUAG
Neohortaea acidophila is the source of this 972-nucleotide messenger RNA. RefSeq lists its product as uncharacterized. Gene Ontology annotation, biological process: fatty acid metabolic process. The transcript has a single exon. Bases 1 to 972 code for a protein of 323 amino acids. Gene Ontology annotation, molecular function: NAD+ binding; oxidoreductase activity, acting on the CH-OH group of donors, NAD or NADP as acceptor. The record is from RefSeq and is a predicted model, not a curated record. NCBI's taxonomy places the organism in Eukaryota, Fungi, Ascomycota, Dothideomycetes, Mycosphaerellales, Teratosphaeriaceae.